CUCGAUCACACACUUCUCAUCGCUCCCUUCGCCAAACAGAUCGAUUCGACAUAGCAGAGCUCUCUUGGAUCUGAAUCAAAGCCCAAGACUUGAACCCUAGGAUCAACUUCUCCGCAGGAAACAAUACACACAACAGGAUAAAAAACAACAACAAAUGAACAGCUUCAAAAUCGCAUUCCUAGCCAUCGCCUUUUUGGCGUUGGCCAUCUUCGCCGCCAUUCUCGUGAAAAAACUCGGCGCCCUGAGAGAUCCUCUUCAAGUUUGGGAGGCCCUCAAUAAUAUCGGCCUUUUGCCCAUCCGUAUGAGAGCUUGGAUCUUUUCGACUGUCGUCGGUUUCGCCAACCCCUACUCUCGAUCCAUCAAUUUCCGCAUCACUGAAUUGAGGAAGGGCAAGGCGUGUGGAGUCAUGAAGGAGACCAAAAAGAUUUCUAAUCCAUUCCGCUGCGUCCAUGCAGCGGCGUUGAUUACAUUCGGGGAGACUGUCGGUGGUCUCGCAGUGUUUACGUUGCUCGGCAAGAAGGACCGCGCUAUCCUCACCAAUAUCAAUGCCGAGUAUAUCAAAGUAUCUCGUGGACUGCUCACUGCUAGCUCAGUCGUUCAGCAAUUGAAGGACAGAGAGGUCAAGGAGGUUGUUAACGAGGUCCUAAUUAAGAAUGCGGCCUUUGAAACCGUUGCAAAGCUUACGCUGACAUGGAGAGUAGACCUCAAGGAUAAGUAAGUCCGCAGCCCAGAAUAGUACAUUGAUGUACAUGUACGGGAACACAUAUACCAACCACUGCACUUUAUUCUCAAACGCAAAAGGUUCGAUGGUAGACACCCGGCUCAAACAUUCAGCAAUAAACAUCAAUCUGCC
Molecule: messenger RNA, 853 nt
Organism: Gamsiella multidivaricata
Lineage: Eukaryota; Fungi; Mortierellomycota; Mortierellomycetes; Mortierellales; Mortierellaceae
Exons: 4
Coding region: 155-718 (187 amino acids)
Source: RefSeq, a predicted model, not a curated record